AUGAAUCCUACUGCGCAAAAAUUAUCGCCAAAAAAAGUUGUGACCAGAUCAGUGUCGUCCGCCUCUACUAAGUCUCUUAACUCACCAAAUUUUUCUUCUUCUCUGCUAUCGACCGAUGAAUUCAACAUGUCUAGUAUCAAAAAUGCUCAAGAGGAGACUUUAUCACAUUGUAAAGUUCUUCUUUCUUCCCAGAAUAAAGAAUUCGGUAAGCUUAAAUCGAGUGUUGACCAGUUAUUUUCUAUAAUUAGCGAAUUGAGGUCUGAAAACAAUCUUCUUCGUGAGGAUCUAUCAUCUCUAAAAAAUCGUGUUAUUAAUCUUGAAUCAAAUCAAUCAAUCAAUUCUCCUGAAUUUUCAGACUGUGAUACUAUGCCUCAACUCUUGCAUGAGCUAACUGAACGUGAUAAAUGUUCAUAUAGUUUAAUUGUACACGGACUUCCUGAAUCUACGGCUUCUUUAGCAAAUACCAGAAUAGCCGAUGAUUUAAAAAGUCUAUCGGAUACUGCCCAACUAUUAACGUUAUCUCUUUCUCCAGAUGUCAAAUUAUUUAGGCUCGGUGGUGGUGGCAGCAAUAAAGUGAGGCCGUUAAAAGUCAUUUUUUCUUCUAAAGAGCUUGCUUCUACUUUUAAUAGUGAGUUCAAUGUUGGUAAGCGUAAUGCUAGAGCUCAUUCUAUUUCUAUUGCUGUUGUUCGUGAUCGUACUCUACUGGAAAGAAAACAUAUACGUCGUGUUUAUACUGAACUUGAGGAACGUAAAAAGAACGCUGAAUCCAAUAUUAUGGUCAAAUACAGGAAUGGAAUACCUUCUAUUGCUCCAGUUACUAAUAGGUCUGUUUCCAAGACUAAUGCUACCUCAUCUGAUGUCACAAAAAGUAACUGA
Messenger RNA from Macrosiphum euphorbiae (potato aphid), 876 nucleotides. The record is from the annotation of a GenBank genome assembly. NCBI's taxonomy places the organism in Eukaryota, Metazoa, Arthropoda, Insecta, Hemiptera, Aphididae.